AUGGUACGCAAGAUUGUUAUUACUCUGGCUGUAUUAUUUUCUGCUGUCUUGUCAGCGACAGCAACUCUCGACAAGAGGAUUAUUGUUGGCGGAGAAGCCGCCAAGGAUGGUGAAUUCCCAUUUCUCGUUUCAAUUACCAAUACUCUAAAACGUACAUGUGGAGGCAGUCUACUAGACAGCACUACAGUUUUAACUGCUGCUCAUUGCGUUGUAGAGACUCAGGAAUGGCUUAAUAGAACUACGGGCGGACAAGUCAUAGCGGCGAAACGUAUAGUGUACCCUGGUUUCCUUCGGCAUAGAAGAAAAGGUUAUCCUAAGCAUGAUAUUGCCAUUUUAAAAUUAUCAACUCCAAUCCAGGAGAGCGACACAAUUGGCUAUGCGAAUCUUCCGGCAGCCGGCUCAGAUCCCGUGGCUAAUUCCCUUGCAACAAUCGCGGGCUGGGGCCAGGUACACAACGAUGGUCAUCCACUCGAUCAAUUACACAAGGCUCUUGUUCAUAUUCGCGCUCGUGAGAAGUGUACAAACGAGUCCUGGAAUGCAACUGGUAUAGAGGAUGAAGUAUGUGCUGGUGGGGAUGGCAAGGAUACAUGCGGAGGGGACAGCGGCAGUCCUCUUAUCGACCAGGGGACGGCAACUAUCAUUGGUAUUACAAGCAGGUCAUCCUGGUAUUCUGAUUGCGGCCAGUAUCCCGGGCUGUAUACCAGGGUCAGCAGCUAUCUUGAUUUUAUUCAGGAGAAUCUUGGGGUGUCUCAGACAACAUCUAGUGUAAAGAGCUAA
Metarhizium brunneum ARSEF 3297 is the source of this 777-nucleotide messenger RNA. Its product is annotated as Trypsin. NCBI's taxonomy places the organism in Eukaryota, Fungi, Ascomycota, Sordariomycetes, Hypocreales, Clavicipitaceae. Gene Ontology annotation, biological process: proteolysis. Gene Ontology annotation, molecular function: serine-type endopeptidase activity. The record is from RefSeq and is a predicted model, not a curated record.